Molecule: messenger RNA, 2832 nt
Organism: Naumovozyma dairenensis CBS 421
Lineage: Eukaryota; Fungi; Ascomycota; Saccharomycetes; Saccharomycetales; Saccharomycetaceae
Gene: ROT2
Product: glucan 1,3-alpha-glucosidase ROT2
Exons: 1
Coding region: 1-2832 (943 amino acids)
Biological process (GO): carbohydrate metabolic process; N-glycan processing
Cellular component (GO): glucosidase II complex
Molecular function (GO): carbohydrate binding; alpha-glucosidase activity
Source: RefSeq, a predicted model, not a curated record
AUGCUACAAUUUAGGUGGGUCCUUGCUUUAACGUCAUUGUUAUGCCAGCUGCAAAUAUCUUUUGGAUUUACUGAUUAUUUAUUGAAAACAUGCUCACAAUCGGGGUUCUGCCAAAGAAACAGAGACUAUUCUAAAGCUAUCCAAUACACAAGAAAGUCAUAUUAUCAAAUAGAUGAGAACUCAAUACAGUUUAAUGAGACAGAUUACUCAUUGAAAGCAACAAUUACGAAGACUAUUCCAAGAGCCGACAUCGAGGAUAUUGUUAUCGAACUACCCUUUAGUUUGUCUUUCUUGAACACAUCAAAUUCUAUACGAUUUACCAUCGAUGAAAACAGGUCGAACCUGAAAGAAUCUAAUAGCUUAAAUGCUCAUAGAUUUAACGGAACUGCGAAUUGGGCGUUUCGGCCAAAUGUCUCGUUGUUAAAUUCGGAGGUAUAUGUUUCGAAAGAGCAUGAAAAGAAUUUUGGAGGUUGGAUUUUUGACUUCUUUUCAGCAGGAAGCAAAAACGGCAAUGAUUUGCUUGUCCUUGAAGAUCAAGACGCAGCCAGAAGAGUAGAAAUCUCCUUGGGAAGAUUCGAAUUACGAAUCUAUCGCAAGGGUAAACUGACUAUGACCGUAAAUGAAAGAUCGUUAUUAAAUAUAGAACAUUAUAGACGUAUUGAAGACAAUUUUCAAAAUCUAUUGCCUGAAGAGCCACCCUACAAUAUGUUUAAAGAUGAUUUCGAAUAUUCAAAAGAUGACACGAUCCCUUUCGGUCCAGAAUCUGUUGCCUUGGAUUUCACUUUCCAUAAUUUCCAAAAUGUUUAUGGGAUCCCUGAACAUGCAAAUUCAUUGAGAUUAAAGGAUACUACCGAAUCUGAACCGUACAGAUUAUUUAAUGUAGAUGUCUUUGAAUACAACUUGAAUUCCACCAUGCCAAUGUAUGGUGCAAUUCCAUUAAUGAUUGCGGCAAAUCCAAAUAAACAGUCUGCUGGUCUGUUCUGGUUAAAUUCUGCUGACACGUGGAUAGACAUUGAUUAUUCAAAUAAAAAAGAUACGAAAUCUCAUUGGAUCUCGGAAUCAGGGAUCAUUGACGUUGUGAUAUUUUUAGGUGAAUCGCCAGCAGAUAUUAUAAAUAACUAUACGGAAUUGACUGGAAGACCAGACUUACCCCUGCUCUCAUCAAUAGGGUACCAUCAGUGUAGAUGGAAUUAUAACGAUGAAUUGGAUGUAUUGACCGUAGAAGCAGAGAUGGAUAAAGCUGGAAUUCCAUUUGAUUUCUUAUGGUUAGAUUUGGAAUAUACUGAUAAUAAACAAUAUUUCACAUGGAAACCAGAUUCAUUCCCUAAUCCUAAGAGGUUACUAAAUGUUUUAGAUAAGCUAGGAAGACAAUUGGCAGUUUUGAUUGACCCUCAUUUGAAGGAUAAUUACUUCGUUAGUAAAAUAGUUGCCCAAGAAAAUGCAGCUGUUAAAGAUUGUAAUGGUAAUAUUUUUAAAGGACAAUGUUGGCCAGGGCUCUCUCUUUGGAUAGAAACAUUCAGUGAAUUGGGCAGAAAAUCAUGGUCGAGGUUCUUUAAGAACUUCGUUCCGGAAGGAGUCACAAACUUGCAUAUUUGGAAUGAUAUGAAUGAACCAUCCAUUUUCAGUGGGCCCGAAACAACUGCUCCUAAGGAUUUAAUCCACGAUGGAUUCGAGGAAAGAUCUGUUCAUAAUUUAUACGGUCUAACUGUCCAUGAGACAAGUUACAACGCAAUGAAAGAGGUUUAUUCCGCCGAAAAAAAGAGGCCAUUCAUUCUAACGAGAGCAUUCUUUUCCGGUUCCCAAAGGACAGCCGCAACCUGGACCGGUGAUAAUGUGGCAAACUGGGAUUAUUUAGGUGUCUCUAUACCAAUGAUUUUGACGAAUAACAUAAUGGGGAUGCCAUUUAUUGGUGCAGAUGUUGCGGGCUUCGCAGGCAAUCCAGAGCCAGAGUUGCUUGUACGUUGGUACCAAGCUGGUCUUUGGUAUCCAUUUUUCAGAGCCCAUGCUCACAUUGAUUCCAUUAGAAGGGAGCCGUAUUUGUUUGAGGAACCCGUCAGAUCCAUUAUAAGGGAUGCAGUUAAACUAAGAUAUAUCUUAUUGCCAACGUUCUAUACUGCAUUUAGAGAAUCUAAUCUAAACGGUAGCCCAAUUAUGAGACCUAUGUUUUACGAGAAACCACAAUAUGGAGAAUUGUAUUCGGUAGAUACCCAAUUUUUUUUAGGUGAUUCUGGUAUACUGGUGAAACCAAUUGUCCAUGCCAAUGAAAUAGAGACGCAAGUAAUUUUCACGCCCGGGGUGUAUUACGAUUUAGAUUCUUUAUCAGUUCUUCGUAUUAAUGGAAACGAUGUCAGUUCUGUAACUAUACCAUCACCUUUAGAAAAAAUCCCAUCAUUCAUUGAAGGUGGACAUAUCAUUACAAAGAAAGAAAGAUAUAGAAGAUCAAGUAAAUUAAUGCGCUAUGAUCCCUAUAUAUUGGUUAUCGCCCCAGAUAUUCAAGGGAAUGCCAAUGGGAAGCUUUAUCUUGAUGAUGGUGAAACUUUCCACUACCAGAAUGGUAAUUUCAUUGAAACAGAAUUCAACUUCAAGAAUGGUAACGUAUUGGAGAAUAAUAUACUGGGAGGAACCACAGAUCGUUUAACUGAGAAUACAAGAAUUGAAAAAAUCAUUAUUGCCAUUGGUGAACUAGACAGUCAUUCAUUUAAUGAUAAAGCCACCAUAAAGAUUGGUUCACAAGAAUAUUCUGUGCCGAUUGAUAUAUCAGAAGAAAAAACACAACUUUAUAUUAAGAAUCCUUUGGUAACAAUUGGAGAAAAUUGGGACAUACAUUUUUAA